This is a messenger RNA of Cariama cristata (Red-legged seriema), 598 nucleotides long. Its product is annotated as E3 ubiquitin-protein ligase UHRF2-like. Gene Ontology annotation, biological process: negative regulation of gene expression via chromosomal CpG island methylation; protein ubiquitination. Lineage: Eukaryota; Metazoa; Chordata; Aves; Cariamiformes; Cariamidae. The record is from RefSeq and is a predicted model, not a curated record. Gene Ontology annotation, molecular function: ubiquitin protein ligase activity. The transcript is spliced from 4 exons. The annotation marks the transcript as partial.
AUGUCGAUAAACGAGUUGGUGGAUGCCCGUGAUGUCAGCAUUGGAGCCUGGUUUGAAGCUCAUAUAGAAAAUGUUACCCGAGCAACAAAGGGACAUAAGAAUGGUAAAGCUCAAGGAAAAAGUGGUAACAGUUACAAAAGGACUAAUGGAAACUUAAGUCAAGAUCAUUCUAGAGAAAAUGCAAAUAAUUUGGACAGUACACCAUCCACAUCUUAUUCAGACUGUAUGGACACUGAUGAAGAAGCUAUUUAUCAUAUCAAGUAUGAUGAGUACCCAGAGAAUGGCAUAGUGGAAAUGGACACCAGUAAUCUUCGACCCCGAGCAAGAACCAUUCUAAAGUGGAGUGAACUAAAAGUGGGUGAUGUGGUGAUGGUUAACUACAAUGUUGAGACUCCAGAAGAAAGAGGAUUUUGGUUUGAUGCAGAAAUUACCUCUUUGAGAGAAAUCUCAAGGACUAACAAAGAGGUUCAUGCUAAAAUUCUGCUGGGAGGCCCAGAAGACACAAUAAAUGAUUGUAAAAUCCUUUUUAUAGAGGAAAUGUACAAGAUUGAAAAGCCAGGAGCCUAUCCAUUGACAUUUGGGGAUGGAGAUUUCAAAA